GAAAGAUCUUCGCAACUUCUACACUCAAGUUUCUUUUUACCAACUAGUACACUCUCGCAGUGAAAUAUCUUCGCACGAUCUUUUGCGGCAGGAAAUAGAUGAAAAAAUAGCAUUCAAGCACAGCAGGACGUAAGGGAGUACUACCAGUCUCGGGAUAAUCAGUCUCGGGAUAAUUUUUCCAGCCGACCCAACCAAGCUCGAACGCAAACCGCAACACCCGUACUAUCUGGGUGAACAAAUAAGAACGAGAAGCCCUACUGCGAAAGACGAAGAGGCGACGUCACCACUUUACAAAAGAAGCAAGAAUGAAGGUAAUCUUGAUGUUCUAGUGCUGUAGGCUGCUGCUGCUGCUUUGUCCUGCCCUGUGAGGCACGAAUGAAUUGUUUUCGUUGAAGAAGUCUCAGAGCUUCUUUUUUUGCUGAUCUUUAUGAUCCAAAAAAUGUUAAAUAGCACCAAAUCCAAAUACUACAUCAAAUCCCAGGUCUUCGUCCACACCCUCUUCCUUCAUGGUGCUGUUCUCAGCAAUAUCAAAUGCAAAUAUGUCUGGGUCUGGAAAGAUGCAGGUUUUCCAUGGCCCAUGAGGUCUGGAAUGCGGGACCUAGCAUGACAGAUUCUGCGCGGUCUCUAUCAUACCUGCUCUGCAUGAGAAACCCCCUCUCAACUCAGUCGAAAGUGGGCAGCUUUUGGCACUUAUGCAACACAGAUUUCUGCCUGAUUCAGAUGUAGCAUGACAAGUUGCAAUCCUCCAGACCCAGACAUAUUUGCAUUUGAUAAGCAACCACGGAGCCGCAGCUUUGUCCGUGACCCAGAAGAAGGAAUUGCCGACCGGCUACGAGCCGACGAAUAUUUUCGCCCCGGACCCCAAGCCGCCUCCGAAAACCCUUCCGAAAGGUUCGGGGGUACCGGUUGGGCCGGGCAAGUUAACGCUAGAACAGAUUGCGCAAACGAACAAGUACGGGACGAUUGCGGAUCUCAGAGCCAUCCGAAUGGGGGACGUGGAGUUGCAGAAAGCCGUAUCGAAAUGAAAAAGUUUUCCCCCUCCACCGCAUUACAUUCGAGAAAGAAACUUCUCUUGCUGGAUUUGUGUUGCACAAUCGAAUUUUUCGCCAUGUUGUCCGAAUGCUUGCAAGAGACGCGGAUCAUUUUAGUGCUUGUUUCACGCAUGGAAAAGCGUAACAGAAUCAGCAUGGCAGGAAUGUUCAACAGCAUUCUUUCUUGCAAGUAAAAAUAGCGUGACAAGAAUUUGCAAGAAAAUUGGGCCGUGAGCGCUCUACACUUUGAUCCCUUCCACGUAGCAACGAACACGACAUGUGGUCGAGACAUUAACUUGCGUCGGUGUACAACGACAACAAAAGUCCUCGCGCACGUUUGGAACACACUUCCCUGUUGUAUGAAAAUACGUACUGCGGUAGGGGGAUAAGUAAUUUUUCCUCACGAUAAGUGAAGAAGGAAGCAGAGGCGAAGCGAGCGGAGGCGGAGGCAAAGAAGGCGGAAGCGGAACGAAAGGAGAAAGAGGUACAAGCCGCGGCAGCCGCGGCCACUGCGGCGGCCGCGGAGUUACAAGCUGCCCAGGAGCGGGUGGCGGACUUGGCGCCUGUGCCGCUGCUGCCUGGUCCAGCUGCUGCGCCGCCCCCGGGGAGAGCCGCCAGGCGGGCGGCUAAAGCCGCGGCUGCGGAAGCGGAAGUUGCGGUGGAACAAGCAGCGGUGGCUGAGGAUCAAGCGGUUGCAGCAGAAGCAGCGGCGGUGGCUGCGGGGGAUCGUGCGGUGGCGGCUGAGAAACGCGUUAUCAUUGACAUCGGGGGGGUCGGUUAUAUCUCACUUCCGACCGACUCUACUGGUGCUCCCGCUUUUCGGUUGCCGGACAGGCCUCCUCCUCGGGCGACUGGUCCGGCCGCAAGGAGAACCACGCCGGCCACCACGACCGCUUAUGGAAGCGUCAGAACCUCCGAAAACGACAAAGUUGAAAAAAGCUCGCAUAAGCUGCAAUGCACAGACUGUAUUGGUGGUGGAGGGCACCUGCACGCAGGUGAGGGCGAUUGUAAGCCUGUUUCCGGAUUAUAUUAGACAUAGCGCUGCUAGAGUACUAGUAUGAAAAAAUAUGUCCUCUUUCCCCAAAGAGCAUGACAAACUGGCAUUUUUACGUGCGUCCAAAAUUUGUGAUGCGCCACUUGGAAUAAAUUGAGGGCCCAAGAACAACUGGUAGCAAUUCUAUGCAGCAUUUGACAGAUUGUUUCAACUUUGUUGGUUUCGGUUCUGACGCUUCUAUACUGCUGGGGCUUCAGCUGCCGCCCCCUCCUCGGGGGCUGGUACUACCGCUAUUCGGACUGGCCUGGCCGUGAUCACUCCGGCCGCAAGCAUGCCGGCCGCAAGCGCGCCAGCCGCAAGAACGCCGGCCACCACAACGACCCGGACUGCUCCCGCCAAACCGAUUCUGAACCGUGAAAGGGAAAUUGCGCAGGCCAGGAAGGACGGGGAAGCAGCCAUUCUUCAGGCGGGACGAACCAUCCGAAAGAUCGCGGCCAGCAACCGCUACGGAAGUGACGAAAUAGAUCUUUAUUUCUGCGAUUUUUUGUCAUCACUGUAGUUCUCUAAUGCAUGACUGAAUGUCCUUCGAUGCGAAUUGAAAAUGAUGUUGCAGAAGUACUUCUAUCAUCUUAGAAGCCGCACCAUGUUCUUGCCCAAAAAGAUAAGUAAAUGGGGAUGCGCCAGGCGCCGGAAAUUAUUUCUUGCGGAGCCACGGGGCGUUGUCCUCGCGCGUUCAAUUUCGAAGACAUAAACGUGAACAAAUGAGUGAAGAUCAUGAAGACCACCACUGCGAGAAGAAGAAGAACUAAAGAUAAAUCAGCAGAAAAGAAGAUUCUAACACCUCCAUAUUCACCGGAUGAAGAAAAAAGGCGCGGGAUUUUUGAAGCGCUUGUUGAACCGCUCCUCUGGAGCAGGUGGCGCAGCAGGAGCUGGCGCUACCGCACGGGCUGUCGCGCGCAUCCGGACUAGGCGGGGCAAAAAAGUGCAUGCCAAGGCCCACGCGAAGGUGGAAGAAGAUACGAGCCAUCACCUGGUGACGGUGAGUAUGCAAGAAAAAUGAGACUGCGUAGUUCUUUGUGUAUAGCGUAGCUCUGUUGAUGUGUUCUUGCAGACGAUGGUGCAAGAAGGUGGCAUUUUUUGUCAUGCUUCUGGACAUACAACUACAGGCGUCGGAAGCUACGUAGAAAUUUCAUCAUGGCGUUUUAAUACGUGCACGUGUUGACACGUUUAUUUUUCCCGCCAUGCUCGACGGAUUUCGAUUUGUCAUGCUGUUUUCAUGAUCAUCUCAUCAAGAGAGUCACGACCCUAAGCACAACUACACAGUUUUUUCCGGGUAUAAAGAGAGAUUGGCGGCCGCGGCGGCAUUCGGUCCCGGCUCUACCUACCUCUCCCGCGGGGACUGCAUCUUCCGCGAGUCCUCCCGCAGCUCCCGCAACUGCUGCAGCUCCCGCAACUGCUGCAGCUCCCGCAAUUGCUGCAGCUCCCGCAAUUGCUGCGGCUCCCGAAAUUGCUGCAGUUCCCGCGAGUACUCCUGCAGCACCCGAAAUUGCUGCAGCUCCCGUGAAGAGUGCAUCUCCCGUGAAGAAGUCAAAUGAUGAUGAAGAGACCGCAAGCAAUGCAAGUACUGAAGCUCCCGAAAGUACUGCAGAUUCUUUGGAAAGUGCAGUUUGAAAGAACGAGGCAAAAAUCUCAUGGGUAAGAGGCAGUAAAACCGUCGUGGCGCCGCGCAGAUGUGGGGUGAAGUAAGAUGUUGGUCUGAUUUUUCUGUUUCCUUCGCGUUAUUCUUAUUUUCGAUAAUUAUACACAGUGGUCGUGGAAAACAGCAUUUAUUGCACAUUCUUGUUGAGAAGCUCUCGUCGCGGAUCUCAUUACAGGGAUCACGAUAUUGAUGCUUCAUCCUGGUUUUGGAGUUUUUGUAGUUGUUGACCAAACUAGAAGUUGUACCGCUUUAUCAUCCAAUACGUUCUUGGGACUUUUUUUUACCUUUUUUCAGUCACAUGAUUUUUGCGAAUAAUUCACAUCACAUGCACAUCAUCAUGAAUUUUAACAUCUUGUAAAAGGCGGUAUUUCAUACCGCCUUUUACAAGAUGUUAAAAUUGAUCUCUAUUGUAACAAUUACAGUAGGGCCUGGAUAUCGAUAAACGUAAGUACUUACGCAACUGCAAUAAGAAGACACCGUGCAACAUCCGUGUCCGAUCAGUAGUUUAAGUAUAAUAUCACAGGCUGUUUUUUGUUUUUCAUUCAUUGCACCUGAUUUGCCAAACAUUUUUGUACAUGAUCAUGAGGUACUCGGAGUACCACUCCAAAAACGUUGAAGUUACCUUCCCACACUUCUAAACUCGGUGUGUAAAAUUGAGUGAAUAUCAUGCGUAGAGAAGUGGUGAAAGUAGGAAAAGAGAUGAACCCUCUUUCACAAGAAAUCUGAACCACAGAACAAGCUGAAGCUUUCACGAGAAGCAGACGCAACUGGUUCAGGAAAACUUUACUUCAAGUAAGUUUUACAAUUCAAACACCACCACCUAAAGACCACACACGUGAAGUGCAAAAUUG
Amoebophrya sp. A120 is the source of this 4575-nucleotide messenger RNA. The record is from the annotation of a GenBank genome assembly. NCBI's taxonomy places the organism in Eukaryota, Dinophyceae, Syndiniales, Amoebophryaceae.